Camellia sinensis is the source of this 342-nucleotide messenger RNA. Lineage: Eukaryota; Viridiplantae; Streptophyta; Magnoliopsida; Ericales; Theaceae. The record is from RefSeq and is a predicted model, not a curated record.
AUGGGCCUUUUUGAUGUCAUUGAGCGGGUUGGAGAAGUUGCCUAUUGUCUUGCAUUGCCACCCCAGCUCUUUGGAGUUCAUGACGUGUUUCACGUGUCAAUGCUUCGCAAAUACGAACCCGACCCCUCCCAUGUGUUAGAUUGGACAGAGAUUGAAAUAGAUGAAGAUGUAUCACAUGAAGCAAAACCACUCCAAAUCCUAGAUUCCAGAGAACCAGUUUUGAGGGGUAAAAAAAUUCGCUUAGUUAAAGUAUUGUGGUGCCAUCAUGGUGUGGAGGAAGCUACAUGGGAGCGUGAAGCUGAAAUCCGCAAAAAGUACCCAGAUUUGUUAUCUCGUGUGUAA